This is a messenger RNA of Bombus huntii, 2974 nucleotides long. RefSeq names its product glucose dehydrogenase [FAD, quinone]-like. Gene Ontology annotation, molecular function: flavin adenine dinucleotide binding; oxidoreductase activity, acting on CH-OH group of donors. Bases 174 to 2018 code for a protein of 614 amino acids. The transcript is spliced from 3 exons. NCBI's taxonomy places the organism in Eukaryota, Metazoa, Arthropoda, Insecta, Hymenoptera, Apidae. The record is from RefSeq and is a predicted model, not a curated record.
ACAUAGCAGUAUAUGUUGUUAUGCAUUUGAAAAGGAUUUAUUGUGUGCUAUGGUCAAUGGGAAAACUCGCGAAGUUGCCCCUAGUGGCCACUUGCAGAAGUUUAUGAAAGAUAAUUGGUAAACUGUUAUAUCUUAAUGUUACAGUUCGAUAAAGAAGAUCGGAGACGUAUAAAAUGGAUGUCAGCCGCAAUAUUCUCAGAGGAGUCCGAUCAGAAGUGGCAAGAUCGAUGUUUUCCAUUCUUUUAAGCCUAUCGCUAUACGCCAUAUAUUCGAUUGUCAAUUAUUCCUCGAAGAAUCUUCCUUCCGAAUCACUCUUGCCAUCUUACGAUUUCAUAAUCGUAGGCGGUGGUUCUGCAGGAGCCGUGGUAGCGAGUCGGUUGUCCGAGAUAGAAGAAUGGAACGUACUCCUCUUGGAAGCAGGUGGCGAUGGAAGCGUUAUAUAUGAUAUUCCUGUUACUGCCCCCAAUCUACAGCUCACCGAGAUCGACUGGAAAUACACGACGGAACCCAGUCCAAAUUACUGCAGAGCGAUGAAGGAGGGUCGUUGCCUGUGGCCACGUGGCAAAGCAAUCGGAGGCAGCGGCGCGAUAAAUUACAUGCUCUAUAUUCGUGGUAAUAAAAAAGAUUACAACAUCUGGGAACAACUAGGCAAUCCAGGAUGGUCCUACAAGGACGUUCUAAGUUAUUUCAAAAAAUCGGAAGACAAUCAGAAUCAGAACUACAGCAAGACUCCGUAUCAUUCGACGGGAGGUUACCAAACUGUCGAUGAAGCACCUUGGCGGAGUCCAAUGGGCAAGGCGUUCCUUCAAGCAGGACGAGAAAUGGGUUACGAGAAUAGAGACCUUAAUGGAGAACGGCAGACUGGCUUUAUGUUUCCUCAGGGGACCAUUAGAUAUGGCAGCAGGUGUUCCACGGGGAAGGCCUUCCUGCGGCCUGCCAGCGCGCGUAAGAAUUUACACGUUGCUAUGCACUCACAUGUUACGAAAAUUUUAAUAGAUCCGUCGUCAAAGAGGGCUUACGGUGUACAGUUCUUUAGAUACGGAAGGACGUUGCGCGUCCAUGCCAGCAAGGAGGUGAUAGUUUCCGCAGGAUCUAUCAACAGCCCUCAAUUGCUGAUGCUGUCUGGAAUAGGUCCUGAAGAACACUUAAAGGAACACGGGAUACCAGUGAUUCGGAAUUUAAGCGUGGGUCAUAAUCUUCAAGAUCACAUAUUUGCGGGAGGCGUUUACUUCUUGCUGGAUGAAGAAGUAUCGUUGCCAGAGAGCAAUUUGUAUGAUAUUCGAUACUUGCUAGAAUAUGCCUUAUUCGGAACCGGCCCAUUAACUCUCUUAGGAGGACUCCAAGGACUAGCUUUUAUCAAUACCAAAUACGCGAAUGCCUCGGACGAUUUCCCAGACAUACAAGUGCAUUUUGGGGUAUUGAGUCAGAACACCGACGGCGGCACAGUUUUUAAAACUAUUCAGGGUCUGUCCACAGAAUUCUUCGAAGCUGUGUAUGGGAAGUUAGUCGGUAGAAACUUGUGGGUGGCGCUUCCUACGCUUAUAAGACCGAAAAGCAAAGGUGUUAUCAAGCUUCGAAGCAACAAUCCCUUCCAUUAUCCGCUAAUUUAUCCCAACUACUUCGAAAACCCGGAAGAUGUGGCGACAUUGGUAGAAGGAAUUAAGUUUGUGUUCGAGAUGAGUAAAACUGCAUCAUUUAGACGUUAUGGAAGCACAUUUGUACCGGUACCAUUUCCUGGCUGCAAGAAUAUUCCUAUGUAUACCGAUCCAUAUUGGGAGUGCACGAUCAGAUUCUAUGCCUCGACUCUAUAUCAUCCAGUGGGUACUUGCAAGAUGGGGCCUAAUUCGGAUCCAACGGCUGUAGUAGACCCUCGGCUUCGAGUUCACGGAGUCACCGGACUUCGAGUCAUAGACGGCUCGAUUAUGCCAAAUAUAGUCAGUGGUAAUACCAAUGCUCCGAUUAUCAUGAUCGCAGAGAAGGGUUCCGAUAUGAUAAAAGAGGAAUGGUUGAUGAAAUAGGAUACAGAGUGAGUAGCUGUUCUUGUAAAUUGACUUAAAGCGGCUGCUACUGUUUAUUACAUAGUGGACACUUGUAAUUAUAAAUUCAAUGUAAAUGCCCAUUCUAUAUUACGUUACGAACUUAGCAAGGAACAAACACUUCAAGAAGAAGGAGCUGUACGACUUCACCUGUUACGUACUUUUAUGUGUUCUGGUUCAUUUCUUACAUUGCCGUUGGAAUUCAGAACUUAAGUGUAGUAUCUGUUACGUCGGGCGACCCUCUACCUAGACUGGGCCAUUGUAACGUCAAUUCACAUCAGAGACCAGGCCACACACCGCGGACAGGAUGGCACCCAGAUGUCUGCACAUCCUUGGCGCGCACCCUCAAUAGUCUUAAGUACCCACCAGGGCUCUUGGAAUUUUCAUAGUUAAGGUCCUUCGGACCAAGCGAGUAUUUCUUGUCUUAGAUUUCCUUUGCGUUUAUUGUCUACCAUGUGUUAGCAUAGAAAGUUGGUUGGUGCACCAACUGUCUUAUUAUCCAAUCGGAGACGGUGUCUACUGCCCUCACUUCCUUAACCAAAAUUGUCAUCAACAAAUCCGAUAGUCCCGUGUCCUUAGACACACCCACCCCUAGCCUUCCUCAGACACAGUAUCGUCAGUAAAGUCACUUAUUCUGUAUCCUCAGAAUAGUCAACAUAUCUUUACCGGUCUCUACCCUUAUAACAGUCGCGUACCUAACGUAUCAUUGUAACUAAGUCUUACAUAACGUGGUUGGAGUGAAUUGUGAUUUAUUUUAAUUCAGUGUGUAUUACAUUGUGGUUGCUGAAUUCAUAAUAAAGUUUAAUUAAAAUAAAAUUAAUAGUUGUGUUACGAUUCAGCUAUAUUAUUUCAUCAACCAACCCUUAAGUUUACGUGACACCAUACACCGCGGGCCAGACGGACACCAGAUGUCCGCUCAUCCUUGCUGCGUACUCUCA